Dentiscutata erythropus is the source of this 468-nucleotide messenger RNA. NCBI's taxonomy places the organism in Eukaryota, Fungi, Glomeromycota, Glomeromycetes, Diversisporales, Gigasporaceae. The record is from the annotation of a GenBank genome assembly.
AUGUCGGGGUCAGUCGUAUUUAAUACUUCGAUGGGAGGUAUUGUUUUCGAAUUAUAUUGGGAACAUGCACCAAAAACUUGUAAAAAUUUUUACGAAUUGCGGGGAUAUUACGAAAAUAUUAUUUUCCAUAGAAUAGUUGAGGAUUUCGUUAUACAAGGAGGUGAUCCAACUGGAACCGGUCGUGGAGGUUCAUCAAUCUAUGGCAGAGCUUUUGAAGAUGAGAUUCAUCCUGAAUUAAAGCAUACAGGUGCUGGCAUUUUAAGUAUGGCAAAUUCUGGACCAAAUUCAAAUGGCAGUCAGUUUUUCAUAACAUUGGCACCUACACCGUGGUUGGACGGAAAACACACUAUUUUUGGAAGAGUGAGUGAAGGUAUGAGAGUUGUUAAGCGCAUGGGGCUUGUUAAAUGUGAUUCCGAUGAUAGACCAGUAACAGAAGUAAAAAUUUUAUCUGCAAAUGUUGUUGAUUAA